Messenger RNA from Aspergillus steynii IBT 23096, 1829 nucleotides. RefSeq names its product amino acid transporter. The coding region runs from base 204 to 1829 and encodes 541 amino acids. The transcript has 9 exons. Gene Ontology annotation, molecular function: transmembrane transporter activity. Lineage: Eukaryota; Fungi; Ascomycota; Eurotiomycetes; Eurotiales; Aspergillaceae. Gene Ontology annotation, cellular component: membrane. The record is from RefSeq and is a predicted model, not a curated record. Gene Ontology annotation, biological process: transmembrane transport.
CUGGACGACGUUAAUCAAUGUCCCGUCCCGCUUGAAUGCGGUGCCACCACCCCUGGUGAGAACCCUAAGCAGGUUUUCCUAUUAACCGCAACUGCCCAUUUGCGCCGCUUUUAUAGUGAAAUAAAUCCAGGCAGAUCUUUGCUCUUCUUUCGGACUUCUGAGGCCUUCUCUUCCCCCGUACCACAGUCGAAAAAACCUGUAAAAUGUCCACUCUAAUAGCAGAUCAGACAGAGAUGAAGGAGGUUGGCGCAGGCCAUGCACCUCAUCAUGUCCUUGCCGAGACAGAUGGAGAGGCUUCAAGUGACAUUUCCAACGAGGUCAAAGUUGGAUUCACUGCCUCCGAUCAGCGUGAUAUGCAGCGCAUGGGAAAGAAACAAGAACUCAGAAGGAAUUUCCGAAUAGUUAGUACAAUUGGGUUUACCACCUGUGUGAUGGGAACUUGGGAGAUUCUAUUAACAUCCAACACUCCUGGAUUGAUCGCAGGUGGGCGACCGGCACUAUUCUGGUCUCUGGUGUGGGCUUAUUGUGGCCAGUUUUUCAUCGUUCUUUCACUGGCCGAGAUGGCCUCUAUGGCACCAACGGCCGGUGGCCAGUAUCAUUGGGUUUCUGAGUUUGCACCACGAAAAUAUCAAAAGUUCCUCAGUUAUGCAUCAGGAUGGCUUUCGACAAUCUCCUGGCAGAGCAUUGUUGCACUCGAUGCCUAUCUGGUGGGUACCGUUGUUCAAGGCCUAAUUUCCUUAAAUAACGAGUCGUAUGUCCCAACUCGCUGGCAAGGAACUCUGUUGGUGUUUGCAGCUGCAAUUGGCAUGUCUCUUUUCAACAUCUUUGGAGCUAAGCGCCUCCCUCUAGCCGAGGGUAUUUUUGUGACCUGUCAUUUCUUUGCAUUUAUUCCUGUCAUUGUCACACUGCUUGUCCUGGCGCCCAAGGUCAAGGCUGAAGAUGUUUUCACCGGAUUCACGGACAACGGAGCUGGGUGGCCAUCGAUCUCGCUCACUGUGAUGGUUGGGCAAGUUUCGAGCAUGUUUGUUGUUCUGGGUUCUGACUCGGUAGCUCAUAUGUCGGAGGAAAUCGAAAAUGCUAGCGUAGUGGUUCCGAAGUCCAUGAUCUGGGCAUUCAUAUUGAACAUUCCGUUUGCCUUUGGACUGCUUCUGUCCUAUCUCUUCAGCAUGCCGGAUGUCCAGGCCUCGAUCGACUCUCCCACCGGAUUUCCGUUCAUUUAUGUUUUUCACCAAGCGUUGAAGGAUACGGCCGGCUCGACAGUGCUGGUGGUUGUUAUCCUAGUGCUUCUGAUCAUGAUCACCAUCAGCUCGCUAGCCUCUGCGUCGCGUCAAACCUUUGCCUUUGCUCGAGAUAACGGACUGCCUUUCUCCACGUGGCUGAGCUCUGUUCAUCCUAAGCUUCACAUCCCGGUGAACUCGAUUCUGUUUACCUGCGCUUUCUCCAUGGUCAUGUCUCUCAUCAACAUUGGGUCCACAGUAGCCUUCAACGCGCUGCUAUCGCUUUCCACGGUGGCUCUCAUGGCCACCUAUCUGAUCUGCAUCGGGUGCAUUAUCCUGCGUCGUAUCAACAAUGAUCCUCCUUUGCCUCCGUCUCGUUGGUCGCUGGGCAAAUUCGGGUUCCCGGUCAACAGCAUGGCCAUGAUCUAUGCGACAUGGUCAUUCUUCUGGAGCUUCUGGCCCAACGAGUACCAGAUCGAUGCGCAGAACUUCAACUGGGCUUGCGUGCUGUUUGUGGGGCUGAUGAGUAUUUCGGGGGUUGUGUACUGGGUGCAUGCUCGAAAGAUGUACGACGGGCCGGUGGUGAAGGUGGAGGGACGCAGGCUGGCGUAG